Messenger RNA from Sycon ciliatum, 2381 nucleotides. RefSeq lists its product as uncharacterized. The record is from RefSeq and is a predicted model, not a curated record. Bases 314 to 1564 code for a protein of 416 amino acids. Lineage: Eukaryota; Metazoa; Porifera; Calcarea; Leucosolenida; Sycettidae. The transcript has 3 exons.
AAACUACUGUCUUGAUUUACUGGCCAGCACAGUUUGAAGUAAUACUAAUAGUUGAGAAAGCGAAGGUCAACAUUAGUUGAGUAUUGAUGCCAGAUGCACUCUGCUGUGUAGUUUUGAACGAAUGUCCUCCACCCGUCUCUCUUGAUUGCAGUGGCUUGGACGUGUUAGUGGUCACGAUUUCCUGCAUCUUUCAAAUAAUUGUAAGCAACAGCCCGCGUGCUCGGCGAGUUUGCCGAAGUGAGCGUGAACUUGACGAGGCUCAACGUCAGACUUCAAAGAGUUGAAUAGAGGAACCCUGUCUCGCCGAUCAAUCAUGAAUGCCGAACGCUGGUGUGUGCUGGCGUUCGUAGCCUUGUGUAGCUUGUUGGGGGUGGCUCUGGGGCACAGCCACGUGUGCCCCAGCACGCAGGUGAAGGUAUGUUCAAGUGGUUGGAAAAGCUUCGCCAACAGACGCUACAUCUACUGUCCCGCAUCGUCCGGCAAUCAGGCCCUGAUCUAUGCUAAGUGCGAUACAUGCCGGGAGAGUGGCGAGUCGCUUCUGAAAGAGGUGGCGACGACUGAGGGCCAGAUCACGUUUGAUCUGUCGCUGUGUACGCAAGGAGACAAACUGGACAACAUCGGCAGUGGUUUCGGCCUCCACACGUACUGUGUGAUGUUCCUUGACGAUGUGAUCGAGGGCAUCCUCGACAGCAACGUGGAAGAGCUGAUAGCGGAACUGAAUACGUUGAGCGAAGCACCGAACAUCACCCUAGUGAAUGAUUCGCAAGAGGGAUGUGGGAUAGUGCGCUAUCCGUACGUGGUGACGGAGACACUGGGACUCGACUUCUACAACGCGAGCCAGUAUGACGUGUUCCUGAACAUCACGGACAAUGACCCUGAGACGUGCAUCAGGAGUGCAAAUACCACCGUAGCUAUUUGUAAAGAUGGCAUCGAUCCCAUGACAAAGGCGAGGAAUAUGUUACCUGCACAGCCGUUUGCAGUACUGCGUUAUGAGUGCAACGACUGUGGUCUUAACAGGACCACCGACUUUGUUUCUGGCACGACAAUGCCGAGAUUCGAGCGGAUCUUACGUCGAGCGAGCUAUGCGGCUGACGGCGGUCCACAGAACGCUAUCUUCUACAAUCGGCUUUCCUGCCAGAACGUCUUCAAUGUGUCCAACGCCAUAAACCUCUACUGUCGUACUGUAGAGUAUUGUGAGAACUGUGUCUCCUAUCUCAAUAUCAUGAGUGGACCGAUUAAUGCUGACGACGUCUAUAUUCGACGCGGUAACAAGUACUUCGACCUAUCCCUGUGCUUCAAAGUCCACGAUACGUACACAAACAGCGACGGAUUUGUGUUUGCCAACGUCACGAUUCCGGAGUUCAACAAGACUUCCUCCGGACUGUACUGCGACGUCUUCUACGACACCGCCAGGCGUGAAGGAAAGGCCGGUGUUCCCCUUCUCAACUAUGGUGAACGUAGCUCCACCACGCCGUCCGGUGAAGACAGCGGUGCGUCAGUGCUGACGCUCUCCGCUCUCGGGUCCUUGCUGCUCAGCGUAUUGGCAGUCAUGGCCAUUAAUUGAAGGCCGUGCAUGCGGACGCUCUCUGCUCUCGUCUCCUUAUAGCUCAGCGUAUUGGUAGCCGUGGCCAUUAAUUGAAGGCUGUGCAUGCUAACUCUCUCCGCUCUCGUCUCUUUGCUGCUCAACGUAUUGGCAGCCGUGGCCAUUAAUUGAAGGCCGUGUAUGCUGACGCUCUCCGCUCUCAUCUCCCUGAUGCUCAGCGUAUUGGCAGUCGCCACCAUUAAUUGAAGGCCGUGCAUGCAGAUCCCUUGUCAGUACUCUUCAACACGCACUGGUUAUAAGCAUACCCCCCUCCCCCAUCCCGUCGUUCAGACCAUUUAGCUGCCCCUGCCCUAUACACAUGUGCGUGGUUACUUUUUCAUGCCUUUCCGUUACCAGCAUCACUUUUGUGCGAAAAUCCUUUCGUCCCCUCUUUUGCAUUUUGUUUCUAGGGUUUGUUUAGACACGCUGCCCCGGAGUCUGCUGAUCUGCUCUGCAUAUUAUUAGCCAUUGUUCUAGGCGAACUGAUUCUCUCUAGAUGCUGAGUUUCUUUACACCAUGUUUAGCACUGCGCCUGUGUGGUGAGGGCCAAGCGGCAACAAAACCGCGAAUGCUUUCCGACUUCUCCAAUUCGUUUGUAUAUAAUGAGCUCCACUGGCGUUUAGUGUUCAUAUUGCUACUGAAGUACAUGGUACCUGUGGUUUACAGAAUGGACUCAGCAGUCUCUAGUUUUUGAUUUCGGUGUUCAAUUGCAUUCGUGUGUUUCAAUUUUCAAACCUUUAUUGAGACACUCCAAGGCGCGUCAACCUCGGUUACUCUCUGAGCAUCCAACAAGCCUUGA